UUAACAGAAAAAAGGUAUGUGUGUUUCAACCAGUUUUUGUCUAGCUUUCAUCUUUGUUCUCUGUCUUUCCAUUUAGCUGAAAAACCUAGAGGGCUGUCAAACGAUUUGAAAAUCAUAUAAAUCAUGGAUGCACACUCCAGAAGCACUGGCCAAGCAUUUUAUAGCAUACAAUGCCAAGUUUCUGGGGAACACAGAAGUUGAUCAACCCAAAGGUACAGAGGUGGUGAGAGAUGCCGUCAGAAAGCUCAAGUUUCAGAGACACAUUAAGAAGUCAGAGGGACAGAAUCCCAAAGUGGAAUUACAGAUCUCCAUCUACGGAGUGAAAAUAUUAGAUCCUAAAUCAAAAGAAGUACAAUACAACUGUCAGUUGCACCGGAUAUCCUUCUGUGCAGAUGAUAAGACAGACAAAAGGAUAUUUACAUUCAUUUGUAAAGAUUCAGAAUCCAACAAACAUCUAUGCUAUGUGUUUGACAGUGAAAAAUGUGCAGAAGAGAUAACUUUGACCAUCGGCCAAGCGUUUGACUUGGCAUACAAAGAAGUUUUGGAAUCGGGGAAAGACGUAGAGACAAGAAAACAGAUAGGUGGCCUGCAGAAAAGAAUUCAAGAUCUUGAAGCUGAAAAUUCUGAGUUGAAGAAGCAUUUGCAAGUUUUGGAGGAACAGCUGAUGAUUGCUCAAGUUCCUCCUCUUCUUCACAUUAACUCUUCUAACGAGGCCUAUAUGCUUCAGAGACCCUCAUCUCUCUUCUGGUGUCACAACGUGACCUCGUUCUCUUGCCAAAUCUCUUCUGUUACACUAACGCCAAUGAGCUCGCUUGACUCUAACCUUUCUGCUGGUCUUCUGACUCCUCCACCUGCUAAACCAGCUUUGUCAAAGCCUCCCAGUGGAGCCAGUGUUCCCUCGCCCUCCUGUUAA
This is a messenger RNA of Puntigrus tetrazona (Sumatra barb), 913 nucleotides long. It is a transcript of the gene gulp1a, whose product is annotated as GULP PTB domain containing engulfment adaptor 1a. The record is from RefSeq and is a predicted model, not a curated record. Lineage: Eukaryota; Metazoa; Chordata; Actinopteri; Cypriniformes; Cyprinidae.